AUGAGUUCACGCUCAGCUUCCACUGUUUCUGGGCCCUCACCACCUCAUGGCAGGGGCGCGUGCAAGCCACGUCCCCAUUUGGAACCUUCGCCGCUACCUUUGCAGCCUAUCGAAAACGCCCGCUCGAAUCAAGACCGCGUCUUGUAUCCGAUUACCUCUGGCUCCCGGAGAAUAUCCCCAACAAAAGCCUAUAGAGGAUCAGCUGCUUCACUUUCUGGGCGAGGGAAGUUAGGUUUCGUCUCGAUCACAGCCCCCCCUCCGCCAGCUUUUACCACCGAUUCACCCGCAAAGCGACCCUCUCUUCCCGCGUUCAGUCAUAUUGCUGCUCAUCCAUCGAUGCCGCAGUCUGCCCUUUUCACAACGUUCCCCUCAGUGAACCCUGGAAAGCGCCUACAUAAAGAGACUCGGAUGUUGGACGAUACCCCCAGUGAUAGUUUCGCCGACUUCCCUGAGCCGCCCUUGAUAUCCAAACAUCCCAUGAAAAGGACGCUUUUAGACGCGGCACCACUCAAGGAGCGAGCAACAAAGAAGCCAAAGCGCGAAGACAUCACCGUGAUGCGGCUUCCAGAACCAUACGAACUGCCACUGAUCGAAGAUGACGGGACGAAACCGCCGUACAGCUACGCAACCUUAAUCGGAAUGUCUAUUCUACGUGCUUCAAAUAGAAAACUCACACUCGCUCAAAUUUACAAGUGGAUAUCUGACACUUUCUCAUACUACAAGAACAGUGAUCCCGGGUGGCAGAAUAGCAUACGUCACAAUCUCAGCCUCAACAAAGCAUUUAUUAAGCAAGAGCGACCGAAAGAUGACCCUGGAAAAGGCAAUUACUGGGCCAUUGAGCCUGGAAUGGAAACGCAAUUUCUCAAAGACAAGCCUCUGCGCCGAGCGACAAUGUCAAGUCUUCCACUCCCGGCGGCUCCUCCUCGUGACCCGGCUCCCUUCCAGAGCUCUAGUACAACGACCUGGGCUGUUCCGCAACCUACAUAUGCUGCCGCAGCGAAAUCCUUUAAAGCAGUGGACCUGUCAUCUGACGCAACACUUCCUGCUUCUGACCCCGCUCUACAAGAAGAUACAGGGGAUGAAAGUGCACAUGCCAAUGUCUCACAGGCCCCCGCGCCUCGCUCUUCCCCUCCCCAGCCGAUACACUCCUCACCUCCUGUUGUACCCCCCCGCUACUCCCGGCAAGGAACCCCUCCAACACCAUCCCAGAAUAUUUUGACUUCUAGCAUUGCUCCUAUGCACAGCAAGCGCAAAACGCAUGCUAUGAACGAUAGCGGCUAUUUCUCGUCCUUGGAAUCUUCCGCUAUGCGACCAAAUAAGGCCGGGCAUAUCCUAACUUCAGAUUUGGAUUUGGAACCCCCUCGCAUCAAACGCGGCAGGGCAGAAGAAGAGAUUGCUCGGAUUCGAAGCUCUUCGCACGACACAAGCCCUAGCCAUUGUGGAGUGAUGAAAGAAUCAGGAAUAAUUGUUAAUUCCUCUCCACUCCGCGGCGAAUUUGUUAGCAUGCUCCCACCUCCAAUUACUCCCUUGAUCAAAUUCAAGAAACCAGCGAAACCACCGCCAUCCGUGUCACCGAACACUAACCUUCGUAACCAUCGAAAGAGAAUUCAGCAAAUGGUAAAUUCUCCGAUCAAACAUCUGGGAUUAAUGGAUGAGGAUCUUCCAUGGAGUCCCGCCUUCAAUAUUCAAGAUGAAAGUUUCACCCCCGGUGACGGCCUCAACACGAGCUUCGAUGUGUUUGCAGAUUCUGCCACGGAUAACAUAUCAACUCCGGCCUACGGUUCUCCUGAGAAACGCUCAGCCAAGCGUACCCGAACUGAACCGGGCGGCUCCAGCGGCAGUGUACUGGCAGAUAUCACAGCAGUCAGUGUCAACAAUCGGACUGGCGUGCCAUUAAUAUCAUCUAACAAAAAGAGUCUUUUCUUUCCUGACUCCCCGUCAAAAGCCCCAGAAGCUGGGCGCUAUACUGACUCCGCGCAUGAUGACUUCUUUUCAUUCCACCUUUUCGAUGAAAGCCCAGGAGAGGUCGAUGGCGUCGACCUUUUGCAGGGAUUUCAGAAGAUUGGGGAUGCAAACAAGGAAGAACCCUCCCGUCUCAAAUCAUAUCCACCGAGGCCGCAGUUCAAUAAUCGCAGCAACACGUCCCUGUUCUGA
Molecule: messenger RNA, 2154 nt
Organism: Aspergillus homomorphus CBS 101889
Lineage: Eukaryota; Fungi; Ascomycota; Eurotiomycetes; Eurotiales; Aspergillaceae
Product: forkhead box transcription factor
Exons: 1
Coding region: 1-2154 (717 amino acids)
Biological process (GO): regulation of transcription by RNA polymerase II
Molecular function (GO): DNA-binding transcription factor activity, RNA polymerase II-specific; RNA polymerase II cis-regulatory region sequence-specific DNA binding
Source: RefSeq, a predicted model, not a curated record